UGCGUUUCCUGUUUCGUUCACCACACUAGAUAGAAAAAAGCGAUGUCCAAGCCUUGAUUGGGGCCAUGAGCGACGAAGAUUCCGCUCACAGCAACGAACAAGAGCUCAGAAGGUUACUUAGUGAACGCCUCGCUGCACUUGCUUCGGCUUCCCAGAGAGAAAGUGCGAUUAACCAGCCCCAAAACCUUCUAGCUCCCGCUCUUCUCGUACGUCACUCUCAAGUCCAAGACGUGCCAAUUGAAAACCCAAUUCAGUCAUACAUGGAGGAGCUCAAGAGGGUCCAUCUUGCAGCGGCGGCGGGAAGCCUCGAAAAUGCGCUUCGAAUUUUGCUGUCUACGUUGGCAAAUACAGCGUCCAGACUGCAUCCUCCUCCCCACGGUCAGAGCACGACUAGCAACAGCAGCAAGACGCCUUCAGAAGGAGUUGCCCGACAACCUUUCGUAUCGGAGGAAAACGAGGCACCGAAUCCAAAUGUUUCCGUUGAAAAAUUCUUGGCCAUACUGCAAGGAAGGCCGGUCCUUGAUGGUGCUACUCCGGUGCAAGAUGCAUCAAAGAAUCUACAAGCCUUUCAGCAACUUCAAUCUCGGCUUCUUUUACAAUCCCUUGUCGAGAUAAAUCAUCAGCAGCAGCUUUGUAAGAAAUUACCAGCUAAUCCGAAACCAGACCUUGGAAACGAGGCUAGAGAACUAGUUGCCGCAAACUUCCUAGUCGGGAUGAGGGAUAAACUCGAAAGUGAUAUGGAUGCCAGCGGAAGAGCUGGUAUAUCUCAUAUUUCAAGAGCGUCCGUAGGUUUUGACGAAAGGGUGGCAGCAGCAGACAAACGCAAAGCGGGUAUCCAAUCCCUGUCCAGAACAGCAACAACGGUCAGUUCCGUUGCGGUAAAGCCCAAGUCCGGUUCCUUAGCUGUCCCAACGGUACCAAGCGAAGAGUUCAGUCGAUCCUUUUCAGGAACAGGUUCAAGCUCAUCAGAUUUGUGCGCGAUAGAGCGAAGUAAAGCUCAGGAGGGUCGUGAACCGUUUCCACAAAAGCUGUACCGUUUGUUAGAAGAAGUAGCUGACCUCGGCAACGAAGACGUUGUGUCCUGGAUGCCUGGUGGAUUAUCGUUCCGGAUACAUAAGCAAAGAGCAUUUGUGCGAGAUAUUGCCCCAAAGUACUUUCGACACACCAAGAUGAGUUCGUUUAUGCGACAACUGCAAAUGUACAGCUUUCACCGCAUAUGCGAAGGCGGUAUCGUGGAUAUAUACAUGCAUCCUAACUUUAAGCGCGGAUUCCCGGAAUUCCUCCCCCGAAUACGAAGGGCUGGGGCACCAGCAUUGAAAGGCAAGUAAAUCGGCGAAUCGAUGCGAUGCUUUAGCAGUAGUGAGUGAUAGACGCCACUUCAGUAUCGUCGUUUUCUCCAUCGAUAAACUUGUGGAACACAAGUUAACCUAUGAGUAAAAAGGCCCAAUUGCUCACAAAUUUAAAGCAAUGGAAAGUAGAGACAUACAAAGUCUCAUGGAGACAAGGAUUGUUUGCUUGCUUACUCUUUCUGCAUGUUUUGCAAUCCACCCUUUCGCCUUCAAGGCUAGGCGGUCCAUUUCAGCUGGUCGGUCCUCAUUGUGCACCCAAAGUAUAUUGAUGGACGGUCUACUGGUGGCGCAUUGCAAAGUAGAGAUUGCACGAGAGCUCUGUACCUUCGU
Molecule: messenger RNA, 1679 nt
Organism: Phaeodactylum tricornutum CCAP 1055/1
Lineage: Eukaryota; Bacillariophyta; Bacillariophyceae; Surirellales; Neidiaceae
Exons: 1
Coding region: 66-1328 (420 amino acids)
Biological process (GO): regulation of DNA-templated transcription
Molecular function (GO): DNA-binding transcription factor activity; sequence-specific DNA binding
Source: RefSeq, a predicted model, not a curated record